Molecule: messenger RNA, 1433 nt
Organism: Photinus pyralis (common eastern firefly)
Lineage: Eukaryota; Metazoa; Arthropoda; Insecta; Coleoptera; Lampyridae
Gene: TSG101
Product: tumor susceptibility gene 101 protein
Exons: 7
Coding region: 117-1292 (391 amino acids)
Biological process (GO): endosome to lysosome transport; protein modification process; protein transport
Cellular component (GO): ESCRT I complex
Molecular function (GO): ubiquitin binding
Source: RefSeq, a predicted model, not a curated record
UCGCCUAUCUGAUUUCUGACUCAACUUCUGAAGUGGUUUGCAUCCAAAAUGUUAAAUUCCUAAAUUAAACGUCAUUUCCAUUGUUGUGAACAACAUUAUUUAAUUUAAGUUUAAUAAUGGUCGAUGAAUCCAGAGUUAAACAAUGGCUCUCAAACGCAAAUUAUCGCAAUCCAGAUAUAGUGCUCCGAGAAAUUUUAACUAUCACUGGUAGUUAUCAGGGAUUAUUUCCACAACUUGACACGUACACUUUUAACGAUGGAACGCCAAUGGAGUUAGUUCAUUUAAAGGGAACUAUUCCGGUUAGGUAUAAGAGUAAUGUCUACAAUAUUCCGAUAUGUAUAUGGAUAAUGGAUACACAUCCUAAUAAUGCCCCCAUUUGUUACGUCAAGCCCACACCGGAUAUGUCGAUCAAAGUUUCAAUGUAUGUCGAUCAAAAUGGCAAAAUAUAUCUUCCCUACCUGCACGAGUGGGAUUUGAACUCUUCGGAUGUAUUGGGUUUAAUUCAAGUAAUGAUGGUUACAUUCGGCGAGCAACCGCCUGUUUUUGCAAAACCGAAAGAAGACCUACCUUACCAGCGAUCAUCAUAUAUGCCACAACCACCCGGAGGAAGUAACUCAUUUAUGCCAUUUCCCACACCGUAUCCGCCUGCAGGGGGCUUUAGUGGAUAUCCUCCCUAUCCUCCAACGAACACUGGGUUUCCCCAAUAUCCGAACUACCCACCAUACACUCCCUAUCCAGCAUCAAAUUUUGAUAAACCUCCUGUCCCUGCAGCUGGCAUGACUGGAACAAUUAAAGAGGAACACAUUAGAGAGUCGUUGUUAACGGCUAUCGAAGAAAAACUAAUGAGACGGAUGAAAGAGCAAUUUCAACAAAGUCAAGCCGAAUUAGAUACUCUGCGUAGGACUCAAGAUGAACUGAAGCAAGGUAAAGCAAAAUUGGACGCUAUUUUGGCCAGAUUAGAAAAGGAAGAGAAUGAUCUUAACAAAAAUAUUACCAUUUUGCAAGACAAGGAACAAGAGCUCGACAAGGCCAUUGAAAGGCUAAGCAGUCAAGAAUCGAUAGAUGUCGAUGAUGCGGUAAUCACAACUGCACCAUUGUAUAAGCAAUUAUUAAAUGCAUUUGCCGAAGAGGCUGCCCUUGAAGAUGCCAUUUACUACAUGGGGGAAGCUCUGCGGAGAGGCGUAAUCGAUCUUGAUGUCUUCUUAAGACAAGUUAGAACGUUAUCACGCAAACAGUUCAUGUUAAGAGCGCUUAUGCAAAAAUGUAGACAAAAAGCUGGCUUGACCGUUUAGGUAUAUGUUUGUUGCAAUUUCACAUAUGUUUAAGGGAAGUAUGCGAGCGCAUGACUUUACCAUGUAGAUCAAUAUAAAAUUUUAAUUACUGUUUAUCCACAGAGUAUAAUAUUAAAAUAUAACUUUCUAAGAUGUAAUUUA